Messenger RNA from Dendronephthya gigantea, 2859 nucleotides. Its product is annotated as E3 ubiquitin-protein ligase TRIM33-like. Gene Ontology annotation, cellular component: chromatin; nucleoplasm. Lineage: Eukaryota; Metazoa; Cnidaria; Anthozoa; Malacalcyonacea; Nephtheidae. Gene Ontology annotation, biological process: positive regulation of DNA-templated transcription. Gene Ontology annotation, molecular function: ubiquitin-protein transferase activity; zinc ion binding. The coding region runs from base 96 to 1883 and encodes 595 amino acids. The record is from RefSeq and is a predicted model, not a curated record. The transcript is spliced from 4 exons.
UCGUAUGAGGCAAUGAGCAAAUAACUUCAUGAUAAUUUAUAAACACGGUUUGUCUGGUGAGGAAACGAAAGUGUUCGUCAAUAAUCUAAGGCAGUAUGGCUACUGCACCAGAUCCUGCUCCUGUGACGCAAAUGGAAGCUUUGUUACAGUGUUCUGUUUGUAUGGAGACAUUAACUCAACCACGGACAUUGUCAUGCUAUCAUUCAUUUUGUAAACACUGCUUGGAGAAUUAUGUUGCCGCUCAGCGCGAGAAGGCAGUUGAAGCUAAAGAGAAAGUACCAGAAAUCUUUGAAUGUCCAUUAUGCCGCACGGAGUUUUCAGUCAAAGAAGGGGAAAAUAUUGGCGAGAAAAUGCCAGCAAACCACUUUAUUAACAACCUGUUGGAAUUGCUCAGCAUACAGCAACAAGUCGAUCAUGUAAAAUGCCAGUCGUGUAAAGCGAACGCUCCUGCAGCCAUCAGAUGCGUGUCGUGUGAAAAAUAUCUGUGUCAGAAAUGUCUACAAGCUCACAACAACCGGCCAGACUUUGAGGAUCAUGUCCUUUUGACGAUGGAAGAACUAUCUAAACCAGAAAACCGAGCGAAGGCGAAAGGCAAACCUCGUUGUGAGAAACACGACAAAGUUCUGAAGUUUUACUGUGAAACAUGCAAAGUCCUUGUUUGUCGAUACUGCAUGGAUCUUAAUCACACUCGACCUGAACAUGCGUGGUUCCCUUUGACAGACGUUGUUGUACAGCACAAAGAAGCGUUAAACGCAUCUUCCGGUAUAUUUGACAAGCAAAAAAACGAUGCAGCCGAGAGUAAUCGUAAGAUUGAAGAGGCAAUGGUGACCCUGAAGAACAACGCAACAAAAGCAAGAGACGCCAUCAAGCAGCAACAACAGAAUAUUCUGAAUGCGUUUACCAAGAAACUCGAGAAAGAAACGACAUCCUUGCUUGACGAAGUUGAGAUGAAAUACAGAGUAACCAACGAGCUCCUGUUGAAACAACAAGCUAACGUGAAAGCUUAUUUCCAAAAGGCAAAAAGCUCGUUGGAUUUUACCAGCAAUAUUCUCUCCAGCGGAAGCGACGAGGUACUCCUUUCUCUCAAACACGAAAUUGAGGAAAAAGCUGGGAGCAUUAAGAAUGAACGACCAGAAUGUAUGGAGCCAAUCCACGAUGGCCUGCUUGAAUAUUAUCCAAAACCGACCAAAGACAUCAUGGAGAAUUUGAAGUUAAACCACUUAGGAAAAAUUGAUAUAGAAGAGUUUCGUUUUACAGCCCGCAGUUAUCCUUCCUAUACUGCUAAGAAAGUUGAACCUGUUGAAAUCGUAUGUGAAAAAUCAAUCAUCUUGGAGGGUAAAAUUGAACAAGCGAAGCAACUUGUAAAGUGGAUGGAAGAUAAGAAGUUUGGUUGGCAUCUUUGUUAUCGAGCUUCACGUGACGGUUGGGAAGGAAAAGAUUUUCAUGAAAAAUGUGACGAUGUUGGACCUACAGUGAUCUUGGUGAAGUGUGAAACCAACGUCUUUGGUGGUUUUACUGAUCAAAGUUGGAAAGUAACAUCAGAUUUUAAAAAGUAUGAGUAUAAACGUUCCAAGUCGUCAUUUCUGUUUUCCUUAAAAAAUAAGGCGAAUAUGAGCCCCUUCAAGUGCCUGAUGAAAGACGGUCGAAAUGGAAAAGCAAUCUACUGUGAAUAUAAGUUUGGACCAGUCUUUGGUGGUCGUGGUGAUGAUCUGGUAAUCUGCCCUAACGCCAACACAACCCAGGGUUCAUACAGUAGUCUUGGUGGCACAUAUCAACCUCCCCCAGGAUAUGAACCUGGAGCCCCAGAAACCCGAGCUCUCUUGGCGGGCAGCUGCCCAUUCACUCCAUCAGAAAUUGAAGUUUUUUGCACCCGAAUCCUUUAAUUGAUUUUACAUGAUUAAUUACAUUAGAUUUAAUUUUACAUGAAUUACAUCAGAUUUAAAAAGUAUCAUUAAACACGUUAAAUUCGAUUUACUCGUGAUGAUCGGCUUCAGUCCGUCAAAUGUAGCAUAACAACUGCCUUUAAAAAACACUUCUCGAAGUUUCGACUCAAUGGCCUUCGUCAGGAAAAUGUGAUUCACGUAAUUGGUAGGUUACGUGUACAUUAUUGUGUAACCAUAGGAGUCCAGAAAUGUUUUCGUUCUCGUAGCGAUCGCGCGUGUAUACUGUUAUUAUUAUUAAAAUGACUUGGUUUUGUUUUGAGGUACUUAGCUAAGUAUCAUCAGUAUCAUACAAUUUCAAUUUUGACCCAAGAAAUUACGUGCACUGUUUUUUUUUUCUCAAAUUAUGUUGAGAUAAAAGCAGAAAUAAUCGAUAUAGUCAUAGAAUGCGCGCUUCUGUACCUUCCAGUACCUUCUCAGUUAGCAAAUUGACGCCACAUUAGAUAUUCGAAUCUCGAAAUGGCCGAUUUACAAGGGCAAAUUCAACUCUCCCCAUGGCUUUUUCGCAAGAUACACCGCGAUGUUAACGUUACUUUGGCAAAUUUGGAAGUUGGUUGAACGAAGAACCAAGAAUUCAGUAUUCAAGCAUAUUGCACUUUUUGUCGGAUCACUUUUAGUAGAUUAGUGGAAUUUAUAAACUUUACGGGCUUCUAGCUCUAAAAUAGUAAUCAUGCAAACUAUGUUUUUUAGAAGAAGACAAUUUUUUUGGGGGGUGUGCGUCAAAUUUCCUGUGAAACUUAUAUUACCUAGCUAAAUCCACCACUGGCAACAUGUUCGAAGGCAGUAAUACCGUAACACCCGUCUCCUCCGUUAAAUAUGACGACAGAAUCGAUACAAGAUUGCGAUAGGUAACUCAGUGCGAAGCCAAAUCAAGCCAAACAUAGUCAUAAGGUAGAAAAAGGUUUAAGUAAAGUAUUUA